Messenger RNA from Scatophagus argus, 10429 nucleotides. It is a transcript of the gene cspg4, whose product is annotated as chondroitin sulfate proteoglycan 4. The coding region runs from base 91 to 7074 and encodes 2327 amino acids. The transcript has 11 exons. NCBI's taxonomy places the organism in Eukaryota, Metazoa, Chordata, Actinopteri, Scatophagidae. The record is from RefSeq and is a predicted model, not a curated record.
GCAGGUCCCAAAACUGGAAACUCAUUCAGUCCCUUCUGAAUGGAGUGUCUUUAAAGUGAGAGUGGAGGACUUAACUUUCAGCAAGAAAAUAUGAGAGCUCUACAUUCAGUCCUGGUCAGUGCCUUCCUGACCCUGCUGCUCUGGCUCCCCAGUCCUGGUCACGGAGAAUCCUACUUUGGGGACAGCUUCUGCAGUAUACAAGCUUUCCAAGAUGUCUCCUCAUUCCACUUGUCACUACAGAUCAAGACAGGUCGGCGAAGCGGGCUGCUUUUACUGGCUGCAGGAAUGGAGGACUACCUGUUCCUCGAGCUCCAAAAUGGAAAAAUACAGGCACGGAUGAACAUGGGGGCUGGCGAAGUGACUCUGUCCUCAUCCCAAGGAGUACAGCUAAACAACCUGCUGGAACACAAAAUCUCACUCAUACUGAAAGAUGGUCAACUGACCAUGACAAUUGAUGAGCUCUACCCAACAUAUGUUCCUGUGAGUGACGACGGGGAGCAGCUCAACAUUGACCAGGGCAUUUGGCUAGGAGGAACAGGAGACCUGGACACUCCCUACCUCAGCAAUGCCAUCCCCCCUUUUCGUGGCUGCAUGACUCAGGUCAAAUUUGAGUCCCAUCAGUUUGAUAUUCUCAGCACAGCAUUUAAACAAUGUCACGAUACGAAGGAAUCCUGCAGCAGUGAGUUUGAGGCUGGUGAUGGGGAAGCAACUAGUUUCAGCACUCCUGAUUCUUUUGUGUCCCUCCCAACCUGGAGCGGGGCUAGUGGUGCUCCCAGAGUCUUAGAGUUCCUAAUGAAAACCACCAUUGAGGAUGCGUUACUUGUUUUCCACCCUGGCCGAGACUCAGACUUCAUUGCUAUUGGGGUUGUAAAAGGCUAUCUUAAAGGUCUAGUGGACCUUGGCAGUGGCAUGGAGGUACUGGAUAAUACCCAAGUGCAGCUGGAUGAUGAUCAGUGGCAUAGAGUUAAGGUGCAGAUCAGUCAGGAUUCUUUUGUCAUGGAUAUAGACAGCCAGUCUUCCUCCCUCUCUUUUGACUCAUCACAAAAAUUGGACCUGGUUGGAAACUUGUACUUAGGAGGAAUCCAGGGUAAAAUGAAAGACGUCUUUCGUGAAAGCGGGUCCUUAAAUCGUGCAGAGGAGGAGGUGACAGCCGAAUCCUUUAUUGGUUGCUUGGGGGAAAUCAAAGUAAAUCAGAAGGAUCGAAGCCUGCAGGAUGCUUUAGUGACCAAAGAUGUUCAUGUUAAAUGUGAAGGAGAGGACUAUGAUUACUCAAGUUACUAUGACAUAGACGCAACCACCACUCCUCCACCUGUUCGCAUCCGAUAUGUUGAUAUGGACUUACAUGAGCAGCAUUGCUACCCAACAGAUGACACACCAGAAAUGUUCAAAAAUGUGAGAAAACUUCUUGAUGUCACCCCAUUGCUUGUACCUGAAGGUGGCGAAGUUCUUGUUGAUAUCAACAACCUAAAACCGACAUUUGACCUCAGUGCUGCAGCGAUACGUCAGUCUGAGAUAAUCUUGACUCUCCAAAAUGAUCCCUGGUAUGGCUUGGUUGAUAUGAACAUAAACACAAGACGCACACAAAAGUUCACUCUUCUCGAUGUUGUUAAUAACAAAAUUAAGUAUAUGCAUGAUGGAAAUGAGAGGCAUCCGGAUCAAAUCCAGCUACAGGUGGCUGUUCACACUAACAGCUACCUUCCAGAAUGCUUAAAAACUCCACAUGAGUAUGUCAUCCCAGUUGAAAUUCUUCCCGCCAAUGAUAUACCACAACUUAGUAGAGGAGAAAUUACUAUCACAGAAAACGGCAGGACUCGUUUGAAUCCCAGCCUUAUUAAAAGCAUGGAUUCUGACACCCGCUGUGAUGAAUUAGUAGCAACUGUAACCUCAGAGCCUUCGAUGGAAGUUGGUUACUUAGAAAAUGGUCAACAGCCAGGAAGAAGAAUCUCUGAGUUCACCUGCAGGGAGUUGAAAGAUGGAAAUAUCUAUUUUGUACACAGAGGAGGUAGUGCUGAUGAAAUUACCCUGGAGGUGUCUGAUGGACAGUCAGUAAGUCAUUCAACUACCUUUCAGCUGUCUGUGACACCACCACAUAUGACCCUUGUCACCAACGUUGGCCUUCACGUGUCUCAAGGAAGCAACGCAUCCAUAGGUGUUCAAAUUCUAGCUGUCCUUGCUCAUCCUCGUUAUGGAGAUGUCAUCUAUAACAUCACACAACCUCUGAUAUUUGGAGAACUACAGAUAAUGACAAGUGAUGGAAUGUACAAGCAGGUUACAUCUUUCCACCAAUCUGAUCUUGAUCAAAACCGCCUUAGAUAUGUCAGCACAGACUCUAGAGACCAGGAAGAUGUUGUAGUUGAGCGAAUCCAGUUCGACGUCCACUUGGGGAGGUUCUCCCUCUGGAAUAACACUUUCUUAGUCGAGAUCAUCCCUGCACAAGUGAAAGUUUCUAACCUGGUUGCACUGGAGAUGCAGGCCGGUGAAGAGCAAAUAAUUGGACUCAAGGAGCUUCAGGCUGAGGUACAAGGGGAAAGCCCAGAUCCACAAACUGUAAAAUACAUCCUUGUCAAGCCUCCAACACUUGGUAGUCUCCGGUUGCUAGACAGAGAGUUGGCUGAGGGUGACAUCUUCACACAGAAGAACAUUUUGGACAGUGCUGUAAGUUAUAGGGCGCAUGUGCAAAGAGCUGUGGACAGUAUCGACCAGUUCCAGUUCAGAGUCCUUGCUGAUGAUCAGUACUCCCCUCUAUACACGUUCCCUAUUAACAUCCUUGCCAGUUCAGAUGCUCCUGUGUUGGUCAAUGAAAGGCUGGUUGUCUUACAGGGUGGGGAACAGACUCUUAACAAAAACUAUCUUUGGAUGCAGUCUACAGGUUCCACAGAUUUUGUAUACCAGAUCACACAACAGCCGAAGUAUGGCCGGCUGAUAAGGGACUCCCCAUCGGGCCAGCCUAGAUUUGAGGGGGCAGUAAGAGUAUUCAGCAAUGAAGAUCUCCAGCUUAACAGGCUUAUUUACAAGCACGAUGGCUCUAAGACAAGCAGUGAUGAAUUUCAUUUUUCAACACUGGAUCAAUCUGCACAAAGUUCAGACAAUCAGAAAGCAUUAGAUGCCGUUUUCAGAAUUUCUAUCCAGUCCAAGAAUGAGCAUGCCCCUAUUAGGGUUGUGGAUAAAGUCUUCAAUGUAGUCCGCCAUGGUCAGCGUCUGCUGACAACUGAUGUCAUCCAGUUUAGGGAUGAUGACUCAGGUUUCAAUGACACCCAAAUUGUCUAUGCUCGUGAGGGAAUCCUGUCCGGCAAUAUCGUCUCAAAAUCGAAUCCCUCACAGCCUCUUUUCCGUUUCACACAAGCUGAUUUGCGAGAUAAAAACAUCCUCUUCGUUCACCACGGAGCAGACCGAGAACGCUUCUCACUGCAGGUGUCGGAUGGCUUCCACAAGACCACUGCCUUGCUUCAGAUCCAAGCAGGUGAGCCCUACCUGCGAAUAAUUAACAACACAAUCAUUGUCAUCGACCAUGGAAGCACCAAGACCCUUAACACCACUCUGUUGAGUGCUGACUCCAACAUGGACAUCAGAGACGACAGUGAGAUCAAGUUUCAGGUCACAUCGCCACCCAGUGAUGGCAGGAUCAUUGUGAGUGGGAUUGAGGCUUCAGUGUUCACCCAGGAGGACCUGAAAAAAGGUGUCGUCUCAUAUGAGCAUAAUUAUGAAAGUCUGAGAUCCAAGGACUCCUUCGGCUUCACUGUCCAAGCAAAAGGACAUUCUGAAGAGGGCACAUUCAGAAUUAAAAUAUUCAAGCAAGGCUACCUUUCUGAGCCUGAGGUGGUAACCAAUGAGGUCAUCAUUUCCUAUGAGGGAGAGCACACUGUAAUCAACCAGGAUAAUCUCAAGGUGGAUCAAGCUGAUAUUCUGCCCACAGAAAUGGUGUUCACCAUUAAAGAGCCUCCUCGUCUCGGUCAUGUGGUCAAGCUGACAAACAACUCGGACAGCACAGCCUCGCCUGUCCUCGACUACAUUCACACCUUCACUCAGGAGGACAUUGAUCAGGGGCGCAUUCUCUAUGUGUCUGCACUCAUCCAGGGCAAUGACGUCUUCACAGUGGAUGUCAGCAAUGGUUUUACUACAGUGGAGGACCUGCACAUUUCUGUGAACAUCGUGCCCCGGCUCAUCCCCAUCCAGAUCUUCAACUUUACAGUGAAGGAAGGCCUCAGCAGAGCAAUUAACACAGAGAUCAUUAACAUCUCGCAUCCCUUCUACAGCUCAGCUAAUAUUGAAUUUGUUGUGGACGAGUCACCACAGCACGGGGGCAUCCGCUACCUGGACGGAGACGAAGCGGCUUACUUCACAUGGGAAGAGUUGAAACUUGGACACGUCUACUACAUGCAUGACAGCACAGAGAGCACAGAGGACAGUUUUACACUCUCUGCCUCGGUUUAUGAGAUUGAUCGCCGGAGCCUCCCUGUCACCGUCUCAGUGACUGUCAUCCCAGUCAACGACGAGCCGCCAGAACUGACACGUAACACAGGACUGGAGGUUCUUGCCGGAGAGGAAGCUGAUAUCACCUCCAGCAUGCUGAGCACUGAGGACGCUGAUACCCCUGCAGAGGCACUGGUUUACCACGUCGAGAUGCCAACCAAUGGGAUGGUGGCUUUGAAAGAGGCACCCGAGGAGGGCAUCCUGAAUUUCACACAGUCUCACAUAAACAAAGGCGAGGUCAUCUUCAUUCACAAGGGUAAGGAGUCUGGAGGUUUCGGUUUCACCGUGACAGAUGGAGAGCACACGUCUCCUCUCUACCAGUUUGUUGUCACAGCCAGGCCGCUCACCAUUACAAUGGUGACGCAGGAGGAGCUCAUGGUAUUUCCAGGAUCAAGGCAGCCCAUCACAAGUGCCAAUCUGGGGGCUGAAACCAGUGAGGACGGAAAUGAGAUAAGCUACUCACUGAUCCGCCCACCUCGUUUGGGAAGGCUCAUUCUGGCCAAUGACAGGAACCAAUACGAGGAAAUUACCCGCUUCUCACAAACGCAGCUGGAGUCAGGAGCAGUUUACUAUGAGCACCAGAUACCAGAGGAGCCUUUCUGGGUAGCGAGGGACUCCAUAGAGUUUACACUGUCAUCCCAGCCAGCCCCAGAUGUCCGCCACAUCCUGCCCAUCACCAUCUCUUACUAUGCCGCUCACAGCAACAUCUCCUCACAGCUGUGGAAGAACAAAGGUCUGGAAAUUGUGCAAGGCCAGAGGAAAGCCAUUGAUGAUUCAAUUCUGGAUGCCUCCAACCUUCUCGCAAGCCUAUCUGAAGUUCAACAAGGCCAUGUGGAUGUGGUUUUUGAGAUUAAGCGUUUCCCUGACCAUGGGCGUAUCACCCUGGGUGGUCAGGACCUGCCACGUAAUGCCCCAACUUUCACACAGGACGAUGUAACUCAAGGAACUGUCGAGUAUCUCCAUGAUGACUCUGGGGCCUCCUUUGACAGCUUCUCUUUCAGGGCACGUCUAAAGUCUGAAGGUCAUAGUUUGGCUUCACCUGCAGAAUCUGUGUUCCUGGAUGAAAUCUUUAACAUCUCAGUCAGACGACGGGGCUCUGAUCCCCCUGAACUAGUCACUACAGACAUGCUCUUGGAAGUUCUUCAAGGUUCCAUGACCAUCUUGACCCAGAAGCAUCUCAAUACUCAAGAUGAGGACAGUCCUCCAGAUGAGGUGCACUUCAAAGUGACUAAAGCUCCUAGCAAUGGUCGACUGGUUGACUCACUCACGAUGGAACCCAUUUCUGAGUUCACGCAAGAAAUGAUCAAUCAUGGGCAGGUCGGUUUCUACAGCGAUGGCAGCCUUGCUGAUGGCUUUAUGGAUUUCAUCGUGUCAGAUGGAAGACACCAAACAGAGCCUCACACUCUCCAUAUCGGCGUUCUAGCUCGCACCCUGCUUCUUGACAAAGCCCCUGAAAUCAAGGUCAAGCAAGGUGAUGAUGAGACUCUGGUGACUGAGGAGAUGUUGCGGGCCACUACUGGGGGCCCUGUAGAGGAGGACAUCCUUUACAAGAUCACAAGUGUUCCUAAAUAUGCAGCUGUCAUGGUAGACCGGCAGCCUACAUCCGCCUUCACCCAGAAACAGAUAAAAGAAGGCAGAGUCAGUGUUCGCUUCGUCAAGUCCACUUCCCCUAGAGACAGUGUCGCAUUUGUAGCUCGUAGUCGAGCUGCUAAUGUCUCCUCUGUCCUCAACAUCACAGUCCAGCCUCUGGCCAACAUUGCUCAGGAUCCCCUCUUACCCCAAGGUGCUCUUGUCCAACUGGACAGGAAGCUUCUGGAUGCAACUCCCUUGGCAAACAAGACCAGAACAUCCCCCACAUUCACUGUCAUCCAACAGCCAAGGGGAGCUCGUUUUGUGAGGUCUGGAAGUCCUGGUGCAGGUCAGCCAGUGAGCACAUUCAGUCAGAGGGACCUGGAUGAGGGUCGUGUGGCCAUGGAAGUCCUGAAUAGCUCUUCUGGAUCACAAGGUAGUGUCAUUCAGGAUGAAGCCCGCUUCCUGCUCAAAGCCCAUGGGGUUCCUCCUGCAGAAUGUGUGCUUUCCUUUCAGACUGGCCCAUACAAUGCCUCCGGGGUUUACCCUGCCACUCUGCUGAAGCUUCCCUCAGAAGCCCCAUCGAAGGACAGUAAUCUCCCCCCUGGUGUGGGAGGGCCCCCUCAUGCCACUCCAGCUAGUCCCCGCUGGAGGGGUGACAUGGACUGGCCCCGUGGAGAUGCCCCUACAACAACAUCUUCUGGCGCUAGUCCCCACGGGAAACCACAUGUUUCCCGACGCAGUAACUUCUGGUCUAUUCUCAUCCCAAUCCUGGUAAUCCUCCUCCUCUUGCUCCUGGCAGCCGUAUUGGCCUACUACCUGAUCCGUAAAAACAAGACCGGCAAGCAUGACGUCCAGACGGCAGCAUCUAAGCCCAAGAACGGAGAGGUGGCCGGCACAGAAACCUUUCGCAAAACUGACCCAGCCAAUAACAUCCCCAUGUCCAACAUGGACUCCAAAGAUGCAGACCCGGAGCUGUUGCAGCACUGUCGGACAACAAACCCAGCUUUGAAAAAGAACCAGUAUUGGGUCUGAGACACUUUGAGUUAGGACACCGAGGGAGGUGGAUGUCAAGUGUUUGGAAGUCUCCUCAAAUCAUUCCUCUCAGUAUUAAAGACCUCUUGCCACACCUGUUUAGAAGAAAAUUAUUUUCUGACACCAUUAGUUAUUACGUUUCUCAACAUAACUGUGGACAAAUUCUCAGGCAAUGAAACACUGAAUAGUUAUUGGCAAAGAAAGAGGCAGUUUCUUAUCUAGGAUCUAGGGAGGUUCUAUUUAUUUUAGUAGUUAUCAUUCCUCUUUGUUAAAGGGCACAAAUGAAGACAUAAACAUGUCACGUGUUUGCAAAAAGUAUUUUGGUUGUGCUCUGCCAUUGUACUCCAUAUGAUAUCGUAGGCCAUUAUUAUUCAUUGAAGUGGAAAGGUAAAUUAAAAUCUUUGUGAUAGUCUGACUUUAGUUUUUGAUUCAUCAUGAAAGUUGUUAGGCCUUGUAUAUAGAUGAUGAGGUAAAUAUAUGCUGUAUUAUCGAGAAGAUGAAAAACUGCCUCUUCGUGUUUUCUCUUUAUAAUGUUUUAAAGGUACCAUUCUAUAUGUUUCUCAGGGCUAAAUUCAGUUUAAAGGAAUAGUAUAACACUUAGGAAAAUAAGCCAAUUUUCUUUUUCUUGAGAGGUAGAUACUUCUGUUCAAUAAGAGACCACAGCCUGUUAGCUUAGCUAAACAUAAUGGCUAAGAGGGUAACAGCCAAAAAAAUUUACAAGUCAUAAAUUAACAUGUUAAAUUGCUUUGUAUUAUCCAUACAAAAACCGCAGUGUAAAAACAACAUCUAAGUGAUUCCUAUGUGUGUACUCUUUUUGCGAUGCUAAGCUAACUUGGCUAACCUAGCCAUGACCUGGCUGUGGCUUUAUAUUAAACAGACAGAUAAGAGGUUGGGGUUUUCAUAGAUACUAUGGAUGCUACUAUGGGUUCUCAUCCAGCCCUGUAAGAGAGUAAAUAAGCUUAGACAUCCCAAAAUGUUGAACUAAGGUGUUAAUUUAAUGUCAUCACAUGAAAACAUUUUAGUAGUUUGACUUUUGUGUGAAAAGAAGAUGGUUUAAUACUAAAAUCUAAAAUUAAAAACUUGUUGCAGUAACUUGCACAAGUUUGAUUGAAUUUAGCUCAAAGUCAUGCCAUCACCUGUCAUAUGUUAUUAUUUCUGCAUGCCUUCAAAGUGCUUGUAAAUAUUCACUGGACUGGCACAGCACUGACCGCAAAACCACGCAAUACACAUUUUGCAGACCACAGGGUUACAUUGGGAGUCCUGGUCGUUAACACAUCCAUACUGGCUGAAAGGCAGGGGUGAGGUCAUCUCAGACUGGUAUGUUCCCAGUUUCCAAGUCUGCAGAUAAGACUUCAUAAGAACUGGUUGGUGCUAGGGUGGGGAAAAUAAGUAAAAUGUUCCACUGGUUAAGCUGUAUUGAUUGAUUGAAAUAAACUGGUUUAGGGAUUUCAAAGCUGUUUUUGAUUGGAAACAUUCCAUACUUAAGCUGAACAUAAAGAUUGUCAUUUACUGAAAUUAUGACUUUUUAGACUUGUUUUGUAUGCUGAAACUAAGAAGAGCAUUACUGUAAAUCAGCGUCUUUAUUGUCUCUCUAACCUGUGAUGGUUAUCUGGCUGUUGAAUGUUGUGUAAGUACUUAAGGUGAGGAAGAAAGUUGACAGUGAGAGAAUUGGAUAAUUUUGAUCCACUAAGGAAAAGAAAGAUUCAAACAACAUUUUUAUUUUCUGAAAAUUGUUUGAGUGUUUGCUGUACAUUUCUUUUCUCAUACUGUAUACCGAUGACACCUUAUUCUUUGUUAGUCAUAUACUGAAUAUAAAAUAAUUUCUUUGCAGUAUUCAUCUUCUAGUGAUCUUAUAUUUUUGUAGUGUUUUGAAAGCAGGAAAUAAAAGUAGGGAUUGUACAGACAGCACAGAGCUCAGGAAGUGAUGUGUAUUUUCCACUGACACUAUCUCUUACAGAUAGCUGAAAUAAAAAUACUGGACAUCAGGACACCAACUCCACAUCUUACCAGUUUAAUGUGUACAUAUUCUGUUUUUGAGUAAGAUUUUUUGAGCUUGAUUAAUUUCCGAAAUUUAUAUAUAUAUAUAGAUAGAUAGAUAGCAUGUUUUGCGUCAAAGCUACGUGUACAUGCAACCACAUCUGAUUAGACUGCUCAACUACAAACUACACAGGAGUGUGCGUCUCUGGGUGUGAGUGUGUGUUCGUGUAGAUGGCCAUCUUUUCAAUCUGUCACUCAUCUGUAUUAUGCUUAACGAAGGCUGGGUUCUUUGCAGUUUCAUCACCACCCCUCAUUUUCAUUAUUUAUUAUUUCUGUUUCUCCCCAUACAUCAAUUUAUGCAAACAAGUGACAUGCUUUGUCAGAGAUUAAAUUGUAAUGUAUAAACUGCAGGUGCCUCUAAAGAUAAUGGUGACACAAAGAAAUGUUUAAAUUCUGGAACAAGAGAAAUGUCUAUUGCCACAGUAUGCCUCUGAGCUUGUUCUUGGCACAAAUAGAAAUAAAACCAUUCAUGCAACAAAAUCUGUGUUAAUUGUUUUAUCAGUGAAAUUUUUGUUUUGCUGUUUUGAAUUCACACUACCGUACUUUGGUAUGUAGUUUAACAUUACAAAGCUCUCUCUUCAUUGAAUUGCUUCAAAGAUCCAGCAUGUUUUUUUAAUUUGAACAUUAUCCAUGUUUUACUGCCUUCCUACCAGAUUACUAUAAUUCAACUCUUGUUUAAGCAAAGGAGCUGAAGAGGACUUUGUCUACCAAGGGCUCAGAAUGCAGGAGCCCGUCUUCUAAUACAAACAAAGAGAGAACAUUAUUUCAGGGUUGGCUUGUCUUCACUGCCUCCCAGUGACAUUUCAAAUUAAGUACAGAGUUUUAGUUAUUGCUGAACAACAAGGUGUGAACUGUUGUGCCCAUAUAGUAAAUUAAAGUCUCAGGUCAGUGAACCAUUGCGUCCACUCGUUUCUCGAGUUUGUCUUGAAAGUAGAUCUUCCAAAUUAUUUGACAACAAGAAGAACAACAAGAAUGAACAAAUAAAUAAAGGUCUUUCUCUUGCUCUUAUUUUAUUAUUUUUUUGGAAAUUUAUUCUGGAGCAUUUUCUGUCCAUGUAGUUGUUAAUAUUAUAACAUGUCUAGACUUGCACUAUAUAUUUAAUUUACUUUAAACUUUUAGAACUAGUUUAUUUCAGGAUCAAAAGGUUUGAUUUCAAUUAAUGAUAUAUGUAUGAUGUGCUCAAAUGUAAUGCAAUAGUCCUCAUGAUCUCUGUAUGAAUUUUAAUACUAAAAAUAAAAAGUUCAUAAAUUUAUUUACUGUAAAAUUGGUCCUUUAAUUAAAAUACAUGUAUUUGAAUUCAGUGUUCAAGAGAAAGACA